AUGUCGCUUCGACCAGAAGGAAACACCGAUCACGCAAAGGAAACAGAUGACUCGAGGGUGAAAAACAGUUCCAAGGCCGAGGUGCACCACAUCGAAAAGUUGAAAGAAAAGACCGGCCCGGUGAUACCAACACUUUUGGAAGACCUGAGUGAUGAUGAGAUACGGGCGAUAGAGAGAAAGAUGGUGUGGAAGGUUGACUUGCGAAUGUUGCCGUUGGUCAUCAUCAUGUACAUUUUGAACUACCUCGACCGGAACAACAUCGCAGCUGCUAGAUUGGCGGGUAUGGAAGACGAUCUGAAAUUGACUGGCUCACAGUAUCAGACUUCAGUGAGCAUUCUCUUUGUCGGAUAUGUCUUGAUGCAGGUUCCAUCAAACCUCUUCCUGAAGUCCGUGGGGAAGCCAGCGUUGUAUCUCCCAACUGCAAUGGGACUGUGGGGGAUCGUCUCAGGGGCCACCGGAGCGGUACACAACUUCGCCGGUCUUGUGUCAUGCCGUGUACUGCUGGGCAUCCUGGAAGCUGCUUACUGGCCGGGCUGUGUCUUCUAUCUCUCAUCUUGGUAUACACGAAAAGAACUUGGCGUUCGGCUCGCCAUCCUGUUCCAGGGCUGUCUGCUAUCCGGAGCCUUCUCUGGCUUGAUUGCGGCAGGUGUCCUCGACGGAAUGGCAGGAGUGCGGGGAUUGGCCUCGUGGCGGUGGCUCUUUAUUCUCGAAGGAACUGCAACAACACUGGUGGCCAUCGUCUCCAUCUUCCUACUGCCAAACUUUCCCCACACCACGGGAUGGCUGUCUGAGCAAGAACGCCAGCUCGCCAUGUGGAGAUUGGAACUAGACGCUGGAGAGACUGAUCAGAGCGAAGACGACAACUCGUCCCUUCUCGAAGGUUUCAAAAUGGCAGCCAAAGACAUCAAAGUAUACGUCGUGGCCAUUAUGCUCAUCUGCAUAGCCUCCUCGGCCUCUGUGCUGAACUUCUUCCCCACUGUUGUCGAAACCCUGGGGUACGGCCGCACUGAGACCCUGCUGCUGACAGCUCCGCCAUACGUCCUCUGCAUGUUCACGUCAUGUUUCAAUGCGUGGAAUUCAGAUCGCACCGGCGAGAGAUACUUUCAUUGCACAACGCCCCUCUACAUUGCCAUCGUGGCCUUCGUGCUCGCGGCAUCUACCACAGCAACCGUGCCACGGUACAUCGCCAUCAUGCUCAUGAUCCCGGGCUUCUACUCCAGCUGGUCGUUGGUGUUCGCUUGGGCCUCCAACGCCAUCCCGCGACCAGCAGCAAAGCGUGCUGCAGCGUUGGCCAUGGUCAACUCUGUGGCCAACUGCGCCAACAUCUUUGGAAGCUACUUGUAUCCCACGUCUCACGCUCCCCGAUACGUUCUCGCAAUGGGCGUCAACACGGGAACUGCUGUCGUAGCAAUUUUGGCGGGCACAAUUCUGAGAUGCAUACUUGCCCGUGAGAAUAAGCGGAUGGGCCCAGGUGCAACUCGAUACCCUCUAUAA
Messenger RNA from Diplodia corticola, 1494 nucleotides. Its product is annotated as mfs transporter. The record is from RefSeq and is a predicted model, not a curated record. NCBI's taxonomy places the organism in Eukaryota, Fungi, Ascomycota, Dothideomycetes, Botryosphaeriales, Botryosphaeriaceae. The transcript is spliced from 9 exons. Gene Ontology annotation, biological process: transmembrane transport. Gene Ontology annotation, molecular function: transmembrane transporter activity. Gene Ontology annotation, cellular component: membrane. Bases 1 to 1494 code for a protein of 497 amino acids.